Molecule: messenger RNA, 1747 nt
Organism: Calidris pugnax (ruff)
Lineage: Eukaryota; Metazoa; Chordata; Aves; Charadriiformes; Scolopacidae
Gene: CPM
Product: carboxypeptidase M
Exons: 9
Coding region: 63-1388 (441 amino acids)
Biological process (GO): proteolysis
Cellular component (GO): cell surface
Molecular function (GO): metallocarboxypeptidase activity; zinc ion binding
Source: RefSeq, a predicted model, not a curated record
CGGCGGGGGAUGGCGUCCCCCGCCCGAGGUCGGAGUUCCAGUUGUGGAAGAGCGGCGGCACCAUGCGGGGGGAGGUGGUGGGCAUCCUCUGCUUAAUUUCUGUGGCGGCCGCCCUGGAUUUCAAGUACCACCACGCCGAGGAGCUGGAGGCGUACCUGAAGAGCGUCCAUGCCGCCUACCCCUCCCUCACGCACUUGCACAGCAUCGGGCGCUCGGUGGAAGGUAGAAACCUGUGGGUUCUUGUUCUGGGAAGGUUUCCAACCCAUCAUAAGAUUGGCAUUCCAGAGUUCAAGUAUGUUGCUAAUAUGCAUGGGGAUGAGACUGUUGGGAGAGAAAUCCUGCUCCAUUUGAUAGACUUCCUGGUGACCAGCUAUGGACGUGACCCAGUUAUUACCCGAUUACUCAAUAAUACCCGGGUUCAUAUAAUGCCAACAAUGAAUCCUGAUGGGUUUGAAGCUACGAAAGUGCCUGAUUGCUACUACAGCCGAGGAAGGUACAAUAAGAAUGGAGAAGAUCUGAACAGAAAUUUUCCUGAUGCCUUUGAAAGAAACAAUGCUAGCAUUCAGCCAGAGACUCAAGCAGUAAUGAACUGGAUAAAAAAUGAAACGUUUGUUCUUUCAGCCAACUUGCAUGGGGGUGCCCUGGUUGCCAGUUACACCUUUGAUAAUGGUAACUCAGUUACGGGCACUUCGAAAGGCUAUAGCAGGUCUCCGGAUGACGAUGUCUUCAUUCAUCUGGCAAAAACUUAUUCUUCGAACCAUGCCAGCAUGUACAGAGGGACGGGGUGUGACAACAGACAGACCUUUCCAGAAGGCAUUACCAACGGCUUUUCUUGGUACCAGCUGGAAGGUGGAAUGCAAGAUUACAACUAUGUCUGGGGACAAUGUUUUGAAAUUACACUGGAGCUGUCGUGCUGCAAGUAUCCUCCAGCAGACCAGCUGGAGAAGUUCUGGAGGGACAACAAAGUUGCUCUGAUUGAAUACAUAAAACAAGUCCAUCUAGGUGUCAAGGGUCAAGUAACUGAUAAGAACGGGGAUCCCAUUCCCGAUGCCAUCGUGGAAGCCAAGGGAAGGCCCCACGUCUGCCCGUACCGAACAAAUCACCUGGGGGAGUACUUCCUUCUCCUUCUGCCUGGGACGUACGUCAUCAAUGCUACGGUGCCGGGAUUUAAAUCGCUGCUGAAGACCGUGGAAAUACCCAACAACACUGGGAACUUCAGUGCUUUGAAACAAGACUUCUCUUUCCCAGAAGUCUCUGUCAGACCAAGGGCUGCUUCGUGUCCCAAAAUUCCCCUCUACCAGGAGUUCGAAUGGCCUUCGGCUGCGCUGAAACCAACUCUCCAUCAUAUCUUGGUUUUAAUGACCGUUCUCCUUGUGAUUUUCCAAUAAGUCAGGAAUGACGUCAGCUGGGGAGGCUGAAUCUCCCUGCCCCAAACGUGGCUUUUCAGACCAGGAGCUGUAUUUGCAAAAGAAUGUAUGUUUUUAUAAACCUAACUCUCAGAUUUACAGUCACGUUUACUGUAUUUUGUAAAAUACUGGCUCGACAAUCAAAUGUUUAACUUUGAUUAUAAUAUGACUAUCGUAUUUUUUCUACAUACUUUACUCUGAGGAAAUUCUGUACAGCCCGUGGAGGUAAUUUUAGAGUUUGGAUGCAGAAAAUAAAGAUACAUUCUGAAGAAUUUGCCUGAGUUCAAAAGAAAAAAAAAAAAAAAAAAGCCUAGCAUUUUACUGCCCGUGUUUCAGGCAAA